UUUCUUUCAACGACUCAAUUUCUCCCUCGUCAGAUCGCGCUUUCGUGGUUGCCAACGCGCAGCAUGACUGUCCCAUUAUCUUCGUCAACGAGGGGUUCUGCAGAAUGUCAGGCUUCUCUCGGGCCGACGUCAUGCAGAGGACGUGCACGUGUGACUUCCUGUACGGCCCUUUGACAUCCUCGCAGGCCAUCCAGCAGGUGCAGAACGCCCUGGCCACCGCGCAGGAGGUGCUGGUGGAGGCGCUCUACUACAAGAAGGAUGGGACGAAGUUCAUGUGUCAGACAACGCUGUACCCAAUCAAGAACGAGGAUGGCGACACGUGCAUGUUCAUCGUUAACUUCCAAGACCUCACAGCGAAGCCGGAGGAGGAGGACGACGACGAGAGCCCUGCGCCUGACACCAUUCAGUCCAAGUUCAACAGGGCAAGAGCUUCCUUCCGCCAGUCUCUCCGCAUGGGGUCUCUUCGGCGCGGCAAAUCCCCGGCGUCCAGCUCCUCGUCCACGCCCGGGGCACGCAUGGAGCCCAUCUUGGACCACCCCUCUGAGGAACCCCACGAGGACGAAGGCGAGGAGGAAGGCGACGACGAGAACGCGAACUCCUGCCGAGAGGUCAAAGAAAACGAGCAGUCGGAUCCACUGCUGGGAUCCCUGUCUGGCCUCACCACUUCGCCCUCUCACGCCGCCACCACCACAACCACCACCACCACUAUGGCCCCUUCAGAUGGUGGUGUGGCCUCCUCCUCCCCGCAUAGACACUCCCCUCGCCCCUCGCACCCUGCUGGAGGGGGAGGCGCAGGGUCGCUUAGUAUUCCCAGUAGAUCUGAAGGCGUGGGCGGGACCUCUGAGCUACAGGUGUCUCCAAGCACUGCCACGCCUGCCACUCUUAUAGUAUCCACUCAUAGUGAUAAUAAGUCUGCAUUCGACGCCCUCCACGUGAACCGCCCCUCGCUCGCCGCCUUCUUCGAGGACCGCAAGACCUCUCUGCCCAUCUGGCGCAGGAAGGACUCGGCUGCCUCCAGGAAGGACUCCCUCGCCACUACGACCUCCAAGACCUCGGAAAGAGUCGGGUCCUUUGCCGAGGAGGGUGGAGGGCGGGCGCACAACAGCAUGCGGUCCGCUACCUCGCUGGAUGCCAUCAGUCACAACCGCAUCACACACCCUGGCCGGGACUUCCCCUCACGCUCCGCCACCAUCUCUACAAAAGAGCAUUUCGAGGAAGUAGCGAGUCAGUCUUCCCAGUCACUUAACAGUUUGUUCCCCAGCGCCCACACCCAGCCUGGUCUCUACGGCCAGAAACACAAGCCAUACACCCUCGACACCCUUGUACCAGCACGUAACAACAUCUUCAAGAAAUUCCCCAACGCUUCUUCUGAGUCUGACCUGUCCCGCUACCGCACCAGACUGCCGGGGCGCGACCGCAAGAGUCCCUCCCUCAGCAACCUGACGGCGGACGGCAUCAGGCACAAGUUUUCGUUUCAAGACCCCAAUGCCGCCAAGGGCCUCUUCCCCAACGCCUCCAAAGGACACCAGAAGAUCGACAAAGUGGCGCACGUCGGCCAGGUGGGGCGAGGUUCGUGCAUGCUUAUUUCACGCCAUGGAGGAUUAUUCUACGGUUUACUCCAUUCCUGAUUGUUUUUGUUCCCUGGUGCUUCAAAGAUGGAGCAAGAUAGUGUUACGUUUCCACCCGCCCGGAGAACAUUAACGAGGACAACAGGAAGGACAAACGAAAAGCUGAAUUUAAGACGCCGUAACUAAACUUCUCAUGCUCCUGCGCUGCGAAAUUAUAAAAGAAAAUGUUUAAAGAAAUUUUUUGCUCCAGCUGGAUCAAAUUUUAUACGCUAGAAUUAAAUGAAUAAGGCAGGCUUUAUUAUGAACAGGGAAAAUAAUGCAUGAAUUCCUGGAUUAUAGAUAGCAGUGAAUUCAAAUAUUGGUACUCGGCAGCAUGAAGCAGAACACACACAAACACACACACACACACACACACACACACACAUACACGAGAGAGAGAGAGAGAGAGAGAGAGAGAGAGAGAGAGAGAGAGAGAGAGAGAGAGAGAGAGAGAGAGAGAGAGAGAGAGAGAUGCUGUGCCAUUUCCCUCACCCUUUUUUUAUCAUACAAAUUAGAAAAUACAAACUAUACAUAGCGCCACGCCUUCCCCAUCCCUUUUCCCUCCUGAGUAAAUCCCGGAAAGACCACAAACUUACAUACAUACAUACAUACAUACAUACAUACAUACAUACAUACAUACAUACAUACAUACAGACACGUUGGAGGCGCCUGACGAUGGCUGCGAGGACACGGCGGGCAGGAGUAGCUUUCUAGAACAAGGCGUUACUAUUUCCUUGCGAUUGGGAAGGAAAUAUAAAGGAAAUAGAUAUCAGGUUUGUUUUAUUUCGUAUUGGUUGAUGUCUCCUUCCUUGCGAGAGUUGAAGUGGUGUGUUCUUCGCUAGACAAAUACGCAGCAAGGCUUUUCUUGCAUUUUUUUGGAGGAAAUGUAAAUGAAAUAAUGAUGGGUUUAGUUUGUUUUGUCUGUUAGUCUGUACAUGUUUCCCUGUCUGCGAAAGUUGAAUUGCUUUCGGUAACGAGGAGUAUUUUUUUAUUUACUUGCAUUUUUUUUUAAAGGAAAUGUGAAGGAAAUAAAUAUUAGCUUUGUUUUUGUUUUGCUGUUUUGUUAAUGUUUCCUUGUUUGCGAAAGUUGAAGCGGUAUAUUUUGAUUCUUAUAGCUAGGAAUGUCCUUCCCUAGGCACACACACACACACACACACACACACACACACACACACACACACACACACACACACACACACACACACACUCACACACACA
This is a messenger RNA of Scylla paramamosain (green mud crab), 2825 nucleotides long. RefSeq lists its product as uncharacterized. Gene Ontology annotation, molecular function: voltage-gated potassium channel activity. Gene Ontology annotation, biological process: potassium ion transmembrane transport; regulation of membrane potential. Bases 105 to 1628 code for a protein of 507 amino acids. The transcript is spliced from 12 exons. Lineage: Eukaryota; Metazoa; Arthropoda; Malacostraca; Decapoda; Portunidae. Gene Ontology annotation, cellular component: plasma membrane. The record is from RefSeq and is a predicted model, not a curated record.